AGAUACAUUGUCCAACUUAAAAAUUUAUUGAAGUUUUUUGCCUUGGAAAUCUCUCCCUGACGACAACACUUAUCAGCAUCAGUGUUAUGGAGAACUGGCAGGUAUAAAAGGACAGACAGAAAGGUGGGGACAGCCAUAAAGGACCUGGGAAACAGCUGAAGACCAAGAUGGAGAAAACAGGGAAGCUUGUCCUCUGUGUCUGCUUGACCUUCAUGUUAAUUGGCAGUACUAAGGGGGUAUCUCGUACAUCUGAAACAAAUAUGACAAUGACCACCAGCAGCACCAAUGAAACUGCUACGAGCCGACCUGCAGCGACCACACCAAUGCCUCACCUCAGCUCUACUCAUGUAACCUCCGACGACCACACCAACAGCACUUCACCCACGAGACCACGCCCUUCAUCCCCCACCUCAGCCGUCUCUACGACCUCCACGACUGUCACCUUCUCAUCAUGGCAGACCACAGUGUCCAAAGGAACCACCCAAAACCCUGAAGCCACAAACCACACCACUCACCAUUCUCCAAACGGGACUGUUGGUGUUAAGUCUACCACAGUUGCAGCAACAUCAAAAGGAGGGUCUUCAUCUUUGUUCAGGUCCUGCAGUCAACUGCUGGUGCCCAUAAUUGCCACUCUGAUCUACGGUGCAUAGGGCUGAAAGUGUUACACCAAGGGACUCCAUCUUUUUUUUCCUGUUAUAUUAAAUCCAUUAAUUAUUUUACGUAUUUCAAAAAAAAAAAUUCACAGAUUCACUUUUCCUCAGUUGAAAUGUUUGAUUUUUUGACUCUCAGAGACUUUCUUAUUUAAUGGCUCAUAAUGUGACAGUCACACAUUAAUGAUAUUAAUGCUAUGAAGUGCUUUGUUGGCACUGAGCUCUUCUCCGUCUUAAACCAAGACUGAUGUACAAAAAAAAAAAAAAAGUAGAAGACCAUGAUUCAGAUGUAAAAACUAUAUUAAGUCAUAAAAUAAUGACAUUGGAUAACAUUGGAUAUGGAAUUCAUCUGAAUGUUGUUUUGGCAAAUAAAAUCCAAAUUCAAUUGAAAUGGGACUCUAUUUUAAGUUAAGUGGGAGGAAAAUGGUUAAUUUGGGGAGUAGGAACUGGGAAAUAGUACGGUACUGGAUUAAUCCUACAACAGCUUCAGUUCUAUUAAAACAGAUGGAAAUGGCAGAUUUGCGACUGCCAUCAAAUUUGCAUUUUGGUUUUGAAAUUGAAAAGAUGUAUCAUUAAAUUCAAAUGGCGUCACAUUCAAAUUCAGGGUGUUUGUCUAAAACCACCUUUAAUGUUUUGUUUUGUUUUUGUUUCCUUACAACAUGACAGCGUUGUAUUUGAAAGUAUCUUUAUAAUCUUUUCAAGCUGAUGGUUUUUAAAGUACAUAUGGAAUAUACUGAACAUGUCUUAUGCUAUAUAGAUUGAAUAAGUAAAAAAUUGUGUAUGAUGUAGAUUAACUGUGGACCUGGCCAAAAGUCAGGCAGAUCUUCUUCGCUAAAUAAAGUUUCCAGUCAACUGUCAAGUUACUACUAUUCUUGUGGGACUAAAUUAAUUUUUAGGAUUUUAAAACCUAUUUAGAUGAAACUACAUUUCAUGUCUAUUGUAUGUAUAUUUAAAACAAUGUAGGAGAAUGGAUAUGUGACAGAAGUAAGCACUUUAAAUUGAGUGAAUUAUGGGUUUAAUGUCCAUUUUAAAUUUGAUUGAGCAUUAUGGUUUAAAUGCAGCAAUGUAAAUCAAGAGCUGUAUGUUUGUAACUUUAUUGUUUUUCCAUUUUUAAAAUAUGUUUAAAUCCACUGAAUUGAAUUCUGAUGCAAUUUAAUUGUCCUCAGAGUAACAAAUAUUUUGACAAUUAUAUAACAAAUAUAUUUUUACUGUUCAAUUUUAGUGAGGAAUUG
Messenger RNA from Thunnus maccoyii (southern bluefin tuna), 1882 nucleotides. RefSeq names its product salivary glue protein Sgs-3-like. NCBI's taxonomy places the organism in Eukaryota, Metazoa, Chordata, Actinopteri, Scombriformes, Scombridae. Bases 168 to 650 code for a protein of 160 amino acids. The record is from RefSeq and is a predicted model, not a curated record. The transcript is spliced from 3 exons.